This is a messenger RNA of Panthera uncia (snow leopard), 4812 nucleotides long. RefSeq names its product regulator of telomere elongation helicase 1 (gene RTEL1). NCBI's taxonomy places the organism in Eukaryota, Metazoa, Chordata, Mammalia, Carnivora, Felidae. The coding region runs from base 474 to 4775 and encodes 1433 amino acids. Gene Ontology annotation, cellular component: nucleus. Gene Ontology annotation, molecular function: DNA polymerase binding; DNA helicase activity; DNA binding. Gene Ontology annotation, biological process: regulation of double-strand break repair via homologous recombination; DNA recombination; negative regulation of DNA recombination. The transcript has 36 exons. The record is from RefSeq and is a predicted model, not a curated record.
CGUGGCCUGCGCCCCGCGCCGCGCGGAGCCGGUUCGCGGGCGGUGGUUCCCCUGCGGGCCGGGCUCUGCAGGGAGGGCCGUCAUUCGGUGCUUACGUGAAUUGUCCGUUAGCCCCAGUGUCCAGGCGAAACUGGGACUGGACGUUGAGGCCGGCCCAAGCCGGGGGUCUGGCCUCUCCAGCUCCGCUGGCGCUAAGUGAAUUACUGCAGGCGGAGCUUGUGGGACUGCCCCCGGGCUCCAGCUCUCGUCGUUUCUGUGUGUCUGGCCGACUCUCCCCGAGCAGGACCCAGCUGCGCGGGGCGGGAGAACGAGGCAGGGCUGACGUGGUUUCCUGCUGGGAGCAGGGUCACGUCCCAGCGCCGCUGGCUGGCAUCACUUACCCGCAGUGGCGGAGAUCCUGAGAUGUUCGGAGGGGUUUUGUCUCACAGCCUGCAUAUCAGCCAGCCUCAGUGCCUUCCUGAGAACAGGCCAGUAUGCCCAAGAUAGCCCUGAAUGGCGUGACAGUGGACUUCCCCUUCCAGCCGUACAAAUGCCAGGAGGAGUACAUGAGCAAGGUGCUGGAGUGUCUGCAGAAGAAAGUGAAUGGCAUCCUGGAGAGCCCCACAGGCACAGGGAAGACACUGUGCCUCCUCUGCACCACGCUGGCCUGGCGGGAGCACCUCCGUGACACCAUCUCUGCCCGCAAGAUCGCCGAGAGGGCGCAGGGAGGGCUUUUUGUCAAUCACACCUUGUCCUGGGGAGCUGCCGCUUCCGAUGGGGACAGCACAGCCUGCUACUCGGACGUCCCAAAGAUCAUUUAUGCCUCCAGGACCCACUCGCAGCUCACUCAGGUCAUCAGCGAGCUUCGGAGCACCUCCUACCGGCCCAGGGUAUGUGUGCUGGGUUCCCGGGAGCAGCUGUGUAUCCACCCCGAGGUGAAGAAGCAGGAGAGUAACCACAUGCAGAUCCACUUGUGCCGGAAAAAGGUGGCCAGUCGUUCCUGUCACUUCUACAACAACGUGGAAGAGAAGAGCCUGGAGCAGGAGCUGACUACCUCCAUCCUGGACAUUGAAGACCUGGUCAAAAGUGGGAACAAGCACAAGCUGUGCCCGUACUACCUGUCUCGGAACCUGAAGCAGCAGGCUGACAUCAUCUUCAUGCCGUACAACUACUUGUUGGACGCCAAGAGCCGCCGGGCGCACAGCAUUGACCUGAAGGGGACGGUUGUGAUUUUCGACGAAGCUCACAAUGUGGAAAAGAUGUGUGAGGAGUCGGCAUCCUUCGACCUGACCCCCCAUGACGUGGCUUCUGGACUGGACGCCAUAGACCAGGUCUUGGAGGAGCAGACCAAGGUGGCACAGCAGGGCGAGUUCCACUUGGACUUCAGUGCGGACUCUGCCGCCUCAGGUGAGUUUGCAGGUGGGAGACGAGAGACGAGACGGGCUGCCCGGUGGUCUCCGGUCCCAGCGCCUUCUUCAGUCGUCUGGGGACAAGGGCUGCGCAUGGAGUUGGAAGACCUCGCCAAGCUCAAGGUGAUCCUGCUUCGCCUGGAGGGGGCCAUCGAUGCCAUUGAGCUGCCGGGGGACCAGAGUGGUGUCACCAAGCCAGGGAGCUACAUCUUUGAGCUGUUUGCCGAAGCCCAGAUAACCUUUCAGACCAAAGGCUGCAUCCUCGACUCCCUGGACCAGAUCAUCCAGCACCUGGCAGGACGUAUGGGGCCGUUCACCAACACAGCGGGGCUGCAGAAGCUCUCAGACAUCAUCCAGAUUGUGUUCAGUGCAGACCCUGCGGAGGGCGUGUCUAGUUCUGUGAUGGGGCCUGGGGUCUCUCAAUCCUACAAGGUGCACAUCCACCCUGAUGCCAGUCACCAGAGGACAGCUCGGCGAUCAGACGCCUGGAACGCCACGGCGGCCAGAAAGCAAGGGAAGGUGCUGAGCUACUGGUGCUUCAGCCCCGGCCACAGCAUGCGCGAGCUGGUCCGCCAGGGCGUCCGCACCCUCAUCCUCACCAGCGGCACACUGGCCCCCGUGUCCUCCUUCGCCCUGGAGCUGCAGAUCCCUUUCCCAGUCUGCCUGGAGAACCCACACGUCAUCGACAAGCACCAGAUCUGGGUGGGGGUCGUCCCCAAAGGCCCCGAUGGAGCCCAGCUGAGCUCUGCCUUUGACAAACGGUUUUCUGAUGCAUGCCUGUCCUCCCUCGGCAAGGCGCUAGGCAACAUCGCCCGCGUGGUCCCGCACGGGCUCCUGGUCUUUUUCCCUUCCUACCCCGUCAUGGAGAAAAGCCUGGAGUUCUGGCGGGCCCGUGACUUUGCCAGGAAGCUGGAGGCCCUGAAGCCUCUAUUUGUGGAGCCGAGGAGCAAAGGUGGCUUCUCAGAGGUGGUGGAUGCUUAUUACACUCGAGUCGCCUCCCCCGGGUCCAACGGGGCUACUUUCCUGGCUGUGUGCCGGGGGAAGGCCAGCGAGGGGCUAGACUUUGCGGACACGAACGGCCGCGGUGUGAUCGUCACGGGCCUGCCGUACCCCCCACGCAUGGACCCCCGGGUGGUCCUCAAGAUGCAGUUCCUGGACGAGUUGAAGGGCCGCAGCGGGCCUGGAGGUCAGCUCCUCUCCGGGCACGAGUGGUACCGGCAGCAGGCGUCCAGGGCUGUGAACCAGGCCAUCGGGCGGGUGAUCCGGCAUCGCCACGACUACGGGGCCAUCUUCCUCUGUGACCACAGGUUCACUCACGCGGAUGCCAGAGCCCAGCUGCCCUCCUGGGUGCGCCCCCACGUCAAGGUGUAUGACAGCUUCGGCCACGUCAUCCGGGACGUGGCCCAGUUCUUCCGUGUCGCCCAGAAAACUAUGCCCGUGCCGGCCCCGCUACUCGCUGCCCCAAGUCUGGGUGAGGGAGAAGGUGCUGUCAUGGUGGCCGUGUCACCCGGCCCCCUCUCCACCAGGAAAGCCAAGAGUCUGGACGUGCACGUCCCCAGCCUGAGGCGGAGACCCGUGGGGUCGCCGACCAGGGACGCCGAGAGCAGCCUGUGUGUGGAGUACGGGCGGGAGCUGGCCCUCGCUCAGCAGAGGCCUGUGGGGCUGCUGGCAGCCCUGGAACACAGCGAGCAUCUGGCUGGGGGGCCUGGGGACAAGGCCUCCCCUGGGGAGGAGGAGGCAGCGCAUGUCUCCACCCUGUCCCUCCCACGUGAGAAGAGGCCUGCACAGCAGCAGAAAGGAGGCAGAAGGAAGAUCAGGCUGGUGGGCAGCCGGCAGGAGGGGCCGGUGGCCAGUACACAGGCGGGCAGGGCCAAGCUGUUCAUGGUGGCCGUGAAGCAGGCGCUGAGCCAGGCCAGCUUCGACACGUUCACCAGGGCCCUGCAGGACUACAAGGGCUCUGACGACUUUGAGGCUCUGGUGGCCUGCCUCGGCCCACUCUUUGCUGAGGAUCCCAAGAAGCACGGCCUGCUCCAAGGCUUCUACCAGUUCGUGCGGCCACACCACAAGCAGCAGUUUGAGGAGGUCUGCCUGCAGUGGACAGGCCAUGGCUGCGGCUACCGGCCUGAGCACAGCCUUCCUCAGAGGCGGGGCGCUCCGUCAGCCCAGGCCCCCAGGGGAAGGAGGGAGUGUGACCCAAAGCUGACCCUGUCCCAGGGUGCAGCCGGGCAGCUGGACCCUGGACAGCACCUGAAUCAAGGCAGGCCUCACCUGGUCUCCGGACCGGCCCCGGCAGGAGACCCCAGCAGCUGUCCAAAAGAUGGGGGAUCUGGAGCCCCCAGGGCGGAGAAGCAAGGCCCGCCUGUGGGGAGCGCCUACUUGGCCGAUGUCCGAAAGGCCCUUGGGUCCGUAGGCUGCAGCCAGCUCCUCGCAGCGCUCACCGCCUACAGACGGGACGGUGACUUCGAGAAGGUGGUGGCCGUGGCGGCCGCACUCACUACCUCAAGGCCGGAGGACUUGCGCCUGCUGGAGAGGUUUGGCGCGUUCCUGAGACCUCGCCACCAGCAGCGCUUCCGGCAGGUGUGCGCCGACCUGAUGGGCCCGGCUGCCCCGAGCGCCGGCCCUGAGCCGCCGGGCCCCCAGGACGGGACUCCCACUGUGCCUCCCGACCUCGCCCACGGUGAUUCCAGGCCAGACUCGCGCCUGUGUCUCCAGGCCCCCCAGGACAGGACACACCGGGGAGGACCCAGAGCAAGAUCUUGGCCUUCCUUAGACCGAGGCAGGCCGGGGAUGCGGGGGCUCCCAGCCAGCCCCCCAGCGCCCCCCACAGGCACGCGCCGUCCGAGUCCGGCUCGGCGUGCCCCGGCUGCGGGGCGGAGGACACGGUCCCUUUCCAGUGCCCUUCCUGCAACUUCCACCGCUGCCGGGCCUGCUGGCGACGGCUCCUCCAGGUCUCUAGGACUUGCCCGGCCUGCCACGCCCCUGCCAGGAAGCAGAGCAUCACGCAGGUCUUCUGGCCAGAGCCCCAGUAGGGCUGGAGACCCUCUGGCAGGCGGACGCCGCCUCUGUCCCAGACGCAGCUGGGACGCUUGUCCCUUCACGGGGUGUGGGCCACGGGCCAGGCCAGUGCCCGUGGGGAUGCCCCUGAAAUGGCAGCAGGAUCGACGCCUGCCUAUGAGAAGCCCCGAAGUACCCUUAGGGUCUGGGGAGGGUCUGCUAAAAGGUACCUCUUCAGAACUUUCCUUGGCUGCUUGUUUGUGGGUGGAGCUUCAGGCGCUUGGCUGCUGCGGCCUGAGCCCAGGACUGGAAGGUGGGGGAAACGCUCUGCCCCCUCCUCUCCGGGACCUGUGUGUGCGCGCGCGCGCAGUGGACCUGCUUUUAAUCAGGUGACAGGUUCUCUAAUAAAGUUGCGGAUACCGUAUCCAGA